AAACUAAGGGUUAUCUUGGAGGUGUUCUAACAAUAUUAUGAUUCCUAUCACACCAUGGUUAUACUUUCUCUUUGGCUUUACCCUGGGAUUAGAAGCCACAAUGUGCAACAGGCCAAAUGGCAUUGUUGCCAAACUAAAUGGUGACAUCAUGAUUGGAGGACUUUUUCCAAUUCAUAAAGAAAUUCCAAACUUGGGAAACUACACUCAACCUUAUGAUCUUCUUUGUGCCGGAUUUGAAAUGAGAGGAUUUAUAAGGUCCCUAGGCAUGGUUCAUGCAAUUGAAAGAAUAAACAAAUUGAAUCUGUUGCCCGGUAUUACUUUGGGGUAUGAAAUAUAUGAUACAUGCGGAGAUGCAUCCAAAGGCCUUCAUCAAGCAAUGAGAUUUAUUAGCCAAAGAAAUGAAGGAAGCAGUGCAAUAAAUGUAACAUGCAACUACAGAAGUUAUACCUCACUUGUGAAAGCCGUCAUAGGAGCGGGGUACUCUGAGGUGUCCAUAGCAGUGUCCAGACUUUUCAGUUUCCAACUCAUACCACAAAUAAGCUACAGUUCAUCUGCUGAUAUUUUAAGUGACAAACGGAGAUAUCCUUCAUUUCUGAGGACUGUUGCAAGUGAUGUUCAUUUGACUAAUGCCCUUGCUAAGCUCAUUAAGAUGUUUGAUUGGAGUUAUGUGGGAAUCAUUUCCAGUGAUGAUGACUAUGGUCGUUCAGUGUUGGAAAGUCUAAUGGCUCAUUUUGACACCCAACUUGUGUGCACUGCAUUCAAGGAAAAGAUACCCGCAGAUUUUGGGAAUCCUGGAGUGAACACAUCUAUAAAAGAAGUGAUUGAUAAAAUAAAAAAAUCUCCUGCACGAGCAGUGAUCUUAGCUUUAAAAGUAUCAAUUGUGUUAGAGUUUUUCAAUGAAAUUAUAAAAGAAAAAAUAACCAGGACAUGGAUUGCAGGAGACAACUGGUCUACCUCACGAGAGGUUGCCUCAAUGGAAGGUAUUCAUACUGUGGGAGACAUACUAGGCUUGUCCUUUAAAAACGGAGAAAUUCCAGGUUUUAGGCCGUACCUUCAACAUCUACAUACAGGGCAGAAUGCAACAAACAGUUUUAUUGAGGAAUAUAAGCAUCUACGCUUUGGAUGUACAGAUGAAUAUGAGGCAUAUAAACAGUGUUUAAGUAUUUCACCAGAGAACUGUACCAAAUCAGAUGCUAUAAACUUUAAGUCGCCCAUGGCUUGCAGGAUAGAAGACAUUUCUCAAGCAAGUGAUGACUAUCUAGAAAGGAACAUUGAGUUGGAUGGAUCUUACAGUGCAUAUUUAGCAGUCACAGCAAUAGCUCAUGCAUUGAAAAACAUGUUAUGCUAUAAAGGAAUAUGUGCCAAAAAUAUAUCUUUUGCUCCUUGGGAGCUGCUCCAUGAAUUAAAGAAAGUACAGUUUUAUGACAAUGAUGAAAUAAUUUUUUUUGAUGAGAAAGGAAAUUCCAACCUUGGUUAUGAUUUGCUGUCCUGGCAAACAGUGAAUGGUUCCGUGGAGUUUAUUGAUGUUGGAGAGUACGAGCAGCACAGAUCCUCCAUCCAGCUUAACAGUUCUGAAAUUGUAUGGACCAAUCCAUAUAACAAAAGACCAGAGUCCAGGUGCUCGGAUCCAUGUCUUCCAGGGCAGUAUAAAAUCCACUCAGACAUUAGAUGUUGUUAUAACUGUGGUCUGUGUGCAGAAGGCUACUACUCUUCAAAUUAUGAUGUGAACCAGUGCACAAAAUGCCCAGAUGAUCAGUGGUCUCUUAAAGGAAGUUCUCACUGUCAAAACAGAACUGUUAUAUAUUUUAGCUGGAGUGACCCAUUUGCAAUUAUCCUAACUAGUGCUGCUGGAAUAGGUGUUGUACUGGUGUUAGUUAUAGGAAUUGUGUUUUUAAAAAACAUAAAUACUCCAGCUGUUAAAGCAGCAGGGGGUAUUUAUACCUGUGUUAUGAAUUUGUCUCUAAUGGCCAGCUUUGCCACCACCGUAUUUUUCAUCGGUGAACCGUUUAACUUAUCCUGUAAGAUCCGGCAGCCCCUAUAUGGAAUCAGUUUCACUCUCUGUGUAUCAUGCAUACUAAUGAAGUCCUUUCGAAUUGUGUUGGCCUUUGAGUUAGGUACAAGGUUUCGCUACAAUUUUAAGUUCACUUACCAACCAGUUUUAGUCAUUGCUAUACUGACAGGUGUACAAAUUGGUAUUUGUAUACUAUGGCUUGCUUUCAAUGGGCCAUCAGUAAAGAAAGAUGGCAAAAUGCCUCAAACAUUUCUUCUUCUGUGUGAUGAAGGAUCGUCUUUAGGCUAUGGGACAACGUUGGGGUAUACUGGCUUCCUGGCCUUUGUUUGUUUUGUUUUAGCCUAUAAAGGAAGGAAGUUACCUGACAAAUACAAUGAGGGAAAAUUCAUAACAUUUAGCAUGCUUGUAUAUCUCUUUGUAUGGUUUGCUUUCAUACCAAUUUAUGUGACCACUACUGGAAAGUAUCUUCCAGCAGUAGAAUUGGUGGCCAUAUUGGCAUCCAACUAUGGGGUAAUAUGCUGCCACCUGAUACCCACAUCGUAUAUAAUAUUUUUCAAGAAAAAAGAGAACAACAGAGAAGAAUACUUACAGAGUGUACGAUCAUUUUCCAAAAGCAAAAUCUCAGUUUCUUACCUUGAUCUUCAGAUGCCAAACCUAGAAACUAAAGCCUGCCAGACAUGUCCGUUAAUAGAAAGCACACUUUAUGGCUUGAGUAAUGGUUUAAGAAAAUGGAGAAAUAGUUUUUAGAAGCAUUAUGAAAGAAGUUACUCAUUACAAGCAAUUAUAACAGUGAGACAAGUUUGGGCUCAAUUCUGUGAGCUGUGAUUCUGUGAGCUGCCUAAACAUUAAUUGGAUCUAAUAAAGGGACAAAAUGGAUUAUUAAUUAAAGUUUUUAUAAUCAAAGCUAAUGGAAACAUCUGCACUUAAAGAAUUCAUUAGGAUCACUAAAAAAUUAGCGCAUGUUAAAUUUAUUUUAGUCAGGUUUUCUGCAAGGACAAUGAGCAGAUCUAGAAACUUGUAGACAAACACGCAGCACAUGCGCAGUGGAAUCUAUAGAUAGUUUAGCACCGACAAAUUAACCUUUUUGUCCCAGGUGAAACUUAAAGUGUUAGCAUUCUAAUUUAAAACUGAUUACUAUAGCGUAUGGAGUGCAGGGGUUAUUUUAAACAUUAAAAAGGUACCAGCAUUGCAAGGUUUAUUGCAUAUUUUUGUUUAAGUAAAUCUUGAUGCACUGAAGCCACAUGCUAGCAAAUAUCUUAAAAAUU
Spea bombifrons (plains spadefoot toad) is the source of this 3276-nucleotide messenger RNA. RefSeq names its product G-protein coupled receptor family C group 6 member A-like. NCBI's taxonomy places the organism in Eukaryota, Metazoa, Chordata, Amphibia, Anura, Pelobatidae. The coding region runs from base 38 to 2758 and encodes 906 amino acids. The record is from RefSeq and is a predicted model, not a curated record. Gene Ontology annotation, molecular function: G protein-coupled receptor activity. Gene Ontology annotation, biological process: G protein-coupled receptor signaling pathway. The transcript is spliced from 6 exons. Gene Ontology annotation, cellular component: membrane.